CAUCUCUUUGAUAGUGGUUUUGAGAGUGGCGAGCUCGGACCUGUUUUCGAUGAAGUUCCUCUUUCUUCAUUCGCACCUAUUUCUUCCAUUCUUUUGCCAACCGUAAGUGUUUCUUUGCCAGCAUUGACUACUUCUGUUCUUUCACCAGUUUUAAUUGCUUCUACUUCCAUUCCUAUGUCUACUUCUUCCGUUCCUGUUCCCACUCCUACGACUCCUGUGGUGUUUACCUUUUCUACUACUUCCCCUUCCGCUGUUCCAUCUUCAUCUGUCCCACAUAUAGAAGUAAGUUCCAGCAAUAGAAGCAUGACUAUGAGGAGUGUCACACUCGAAAUCCCUGCUAAUCAAAGCCUCUUAAGAAAAUCUGGGAGAGCUGAUACUUGGCUCCAACCUCUUAUUGGAGAAAUUGAAAAGAAUAAGAUGCAAAGCCAUAGUUGUUACACUUUGAUGAAUGACAUAGUUCAUUCAACUUUGAAGGCUAAUCUUAUUGGGACUGAAUUGAUGGGGCGAGUUUCUACAUUGGAGAAAAAGGAACGAGAGUCUACAAGGGCUCUAUCUGAGGCUAGGAAAAUAGCUGAGGAUGCAUUAUUUGAGGCAGCAAACUGGAAAAAACAAUUUGAGAGUACCCAAGUGACUGUAGAAGAGUUGCGGGAGAGCAAGGCUCACUUGGAGCAACAAAAUCAUGGCUUAACUUCUGAAUUGGGAAUUGCGAAUGCUUCUUGGGGUCAGCUUAAAGAGGAUAAAGAGCUUCUGGAACGUUCUUUAUCUAGAGCCAAUGAUGAGAUUAAAGAGCUUAAAGCACUCAUGGAGAAGAAAGAAGAAUACGCAAAGGAGUUAGCUCAAAACUUAAGUCAUGCUCAGAAUGAUUUAAGAAUUUCUUCUGAUAGAAUCCGUGCCUUGGAAAGUUCUCAUGCCUCUCUUAAAGCUUCCCUGGAUUCUCAUUUAGCCGAGCACCAAAUAAUGAAAAAUGACCUUGCUAUGUGGGAAAAGGAAUACAAGGCUUUGGAGAAGGAAUAUAAUGACCUUGCUCGGUGUCUUUGA
Nicotiana attenuata is the source of this 1038-nucleotide messenger RNA. RefSeq names its product kinetochore protein SLK19-like. The record is from RefSeq and is a predicted model, not a curated record. The transcript has 2 exons. The annotation marks the transcript as partial. Lineage: Eukaryota; Viridiplantae; Streptophyta; Magnoliopsida; Solanales; Solanaceae.